This is a messenger RNA of Coniophora puteana RWD-64-598 SS2, 2003 nucleotides long. RefSeq lists its product as uncharacterized. The transcript has 6 exons. Bases 586 to 1773 code for a protein of 395 amino acids. The record is from RefSeq and is a predicted model, not a curated record. NCBI's taxonomy places the organism in Eukaryota, Fungi, Basidiomycota, Agaricomycetes, Boletales, Coniophoraceae.
CCUGUGUACACUUACUCCCCGUACGCUGACGGAGUCAACACGUCGCUCGGCUGGUCCCUCUGGUACUCGGGGAGCGGAUUCAGCAAGUACCCGCCGAGCGGGAGCGCUGGUGCCGGAACGUCGCAGCAUUUCACCUCGCUCGCGGGGGCUAGCGUAUCACUUCAGUUUAAUGGCGUUGGAAUCGAGCUCCACGGUAGUGCGAACAGCUCGUAUGAAGUUACGCUUGAUGGGAGCUCCUCGACGUACACCACGGCCAAUGGAAGCGCGUUGUUUUCGCAGACGGGGCUUACAGCUGGGACGCACAGCGUGACGUUGAUUGCUCAACCUUCGUUGUCAAACCAGAUGCUGGGGUUCCAGUACGCGCUUAUUUCCAACCCGGUUGGCAGCGGCCAACCCUCUCCGUCCCCAUCGUUCUUCUCCAGCGCAGACACGUCUUUCAUGCAGUACCAAGGCAGCUGGACGAAGGGCACAGAUCAGCACAUCCAGAACGGCACGUUCUACUCCACUGCGUUGACGGGCGCGAGCGUCGGGAUGGAGUUCAUGGGCGAGGUUGUUGCUGUACAGGGAAUCACGAACUGGGGAAAUAUGAACUACACUGUCACACUGGACGGCACCGAAUCCCCGACACUGAACUCGAGCACGUACUGGUUCGUCCCCGAGACGACGCUGUUCUACCAGGGCGGGCUCGAUGCCUCUAAGGUGCACACGCUUAACCUAACGCAGACGAGCUUCGAGGCGACGGAUGAUCCACUUAAGCUCGGGUUUGAUUAUGUGGCGGUGUAUGGUUAUCAGGAUCCAUCCUCGAACUCGUCUUCCACGAACCCAAAUUCAGACAACUCGACCUCGAGCCACAAAUCGCCUGUAGGGGGCGUUGUCGCAGGUGCCGUCGUCGGCGCCUUGGCCCUUGGCCUUGCGAUUUUCGUCUUUGUCUGGUGGCGCAGACGCCGCACUCGAACUCGCCCCAACAGGAUCGAACUCCUGACCGAGGUGGGUACGACGAAAAUGGACAUGGGCAACAUAGGGCUCGGGUGCGGGGCGAGUCCCAGCGCCACCCCACUCAUCUCUGCUGACACGGGCGCUGGUAGACGGGAAGGUGGAAAGUUCAGUCAUGUGCACGGUUCAUCCUUGUCCGCGAGCAGCAGUGGCGGCUACGACUCCGCGCGCUCGGUGCCUCGGAGCGCGACGGAGACGCCGUCGCUCGGGUAUGUGGCUGCGAUGAGCGAUCUCGGGUCAGACGCGGGCAGCGGUGUGCCUGAGGGGACGGCGAUUGCGUCGAGCGGGGUGUUGUCUAGGUUCAACUCGACGGGCGAGCACGCGUCGUGGCGAGGGCAGGGAUUGGCAGGCGUGUCCGAGGAGACGAGAAGCCUUGGGAACAACGAGAAGAGCCCGAGGGUGCUGUCGCCGAGCUUGCGCUCGUUAGCGUCUUCCGCGGCUCUUGGAUCGCCCAUCACGCCGGGUCCGGGCCAGAAUGCGGCGCAUGGACAAGGAGGUGCAGGUGCAGGUACUUGCGGGCGGCCCCUGCCACCACCACCUGGAACGACGCCUUCAUCGCCUCCCGUGCAAAUCCAUUCGAUGUACAUGCAUCCGCCACAACAACACUCGCGGGACGUCGUGCGCUCGUUGGUGCAGGAACACGUUCAGCACGGGCAGGUGCAGCAGCCCGGGGGGACGGGCAACAACGAGGAGGUCGACCGGAUUCUGGAGAUGAUUGCAGCACGGAUCGAUCAGCCGGAGGACCAUUCGAUGCCUCCGCCUGAGUACCCGAGGCGGUGACGCGGUGAAGCUGUCCGAUGUUGCUCUGGGGUCGACACAAUGGACAGUGUUAUACCCAUGUUGCCGAAGUUAUUCGCUCUCCGCUUUUGCUUUUUGUGUAGCUUAAUUUCUCGGAAGUUUGUGUCUGUCCUCAUGUCUUGGUUCUGCGCAGUGACGUGACUAUGACGCUUCUUUGAUCAUGCUUCGGUCAUGGACAUGCUUCCUUAAGGCUUUGUGACUUCACUAAAUUG